Messenger RNA from Phycomyces blakesleeanus NRRL 1555(-), 336 nucleotides. RefSeq lists its product as hypothetical. The transcript has 2 exons. The coding region runs from base 1 to 336 and encodes 111 amino acids. The record is from RefSeq and is a predicted model, not a curated record. Lineage: Eukaryota; Fungi; Mucoromycota; Mucoromycetes; Mucorales; Phycomycetaceae.
AUGACAAAGCGACCUCAAGUUUAUCUGCCGGACGAGUGUAUCUACAGUUGCAGUACCUGCCAUUCCCAUGUCGCAUGUCAUGAUUCAAUUAUAUCAAAAGUAUCCUCGGGCAAGCAUGGACCUGGCUACCUCGUAGACGAAGUGGUGAAUGUCGGAAUGGGAGAAAGAGAGGAACGAGUACUGCCUUCGGGACCUCAUAUUAUAGCGGAUAUUUAUUGCUGUGUGUGCCACGCCACAAUUGGCUGGAAACACAUUAUUGCUUCCAAAGAAGAAGAAAGAUACAAAGAUGGUCUGUGGAUGAUAGAACAGACACGAGUAGUUAAAGAAAGACUGUAA